AUGAUGAUGAUGAUGAUGAUGAUGAUGAUGAUGAUGAUGAUGAUGAUGAUGAUGAUGAUGAUGAUGAUGAUGAUGAUGAUGAUGAUGAUGAUGAUGAUGAUGAUGAUGAUGAUGAUGAUGAUGAUGAUGAUGAUGAUGAUGAUGAUGAUGAUGAUGAUGAUGAUGAUGAUGAUGAUGAUGAUGAUGAUGAUGAUGAUGAUGAUGAUGAUGAUGAUGAUGAUGAUGAUGAUGAUGAUGAUGAUGAUGAUGAUGAUGAUGAUGAUGAUGAUGAUGAUGAUGAUGAUGACAAGUGACUGUACAUUUGGAAUUGUGUUCUAG
Molecule: messenger RNA, 318 nt
Organism: Schistosoma mattheei
Lineage: Eukaryota; Metazoa; Platyhelminthes; Trematoda; Strigeidida; Schistosomatidae
Source: the annotation of a GenBank genome assembly